UUUCGAGAAGCUGAACUUCAGAGCUAAAAUUAGACAUAUCUGUUUUACAUUAUGAUACAUAUAUUUGAUAUAUGUGUAUUGUAGAUUGUAGUCCGUUCAGUUCCUCGCGCGCUGAUGCUCGCGUAAUCAUUUCGACGGUCGACGUAUAAUCACGAGCUUUCCGAGAUGUCGCGUAUGAGGACGGAGAAGAACGGAAACGGAGCCAAGUAUGAGGUUAACGUAUGGACACGUGCGAUCACUGCGAACUCCGAGUGGCCGGACAAGGAGGAAUUUCUUGAUGUAAUAUAUUGGGCUAGACAAGCAAUCGGUAUUAUUGUUGGCAUAGGAUGGGGCCUUAUACCACUAAAAGGUUUUAUAGCUUUAUUGUUAUUUGUAUUAGUCAAUGCAGGAAUUACAUAUUUAUACUUUAGCAAUUUUCAACAAAUUGAUGAAGAAGAGUAUGGUGGUGUAUGGGAAUUAACAAAAGAAGGAUUUAUGACCUCAUUUGCUGGAUUUUUGGUGACUUGGAUUAUUAUAUACUCAGGAUUACAUUAUGACUGAUAUAUUCAACAAGAACACAGAUAAAGAGCAAUAGCUUUUUCAUAUAAAUCAUCGCGCUGCUGCCAAAU
This is a messenger RNA of Cyphomyrmex costatus, 608 nucleotides long. RefSeq lists its product as uncharacterized. NCBI's taxonomy places the organism in Eukaryota, Metazoa, Arthropoda, Insecta, Hymenoptera, Formicidae. Bases 166 to 540 code for a protein of 124 amino acids. Gene Ontology annotation, biological process: mitochondrial respirasome assembly. The record is from RefSeq and is a predicted model, not a curated record. The transcript is spliced from 4 exons.